Molecule: messenger RNA, 4110 nt
Organism: Lytechinus variegatus (green sea urchin)
Lineage: Eukaryota; Metazoa; Echinodermata; Echinoidea; Temnopleuroida; Toxopneustidae
Exons: 24
Coding region: 489-3377 (962 amino acids)
Molecular function (GO): calcium ion binding
Source: RefSeq, a predicted model, not a curated record
GAAUGAACUCUUGCUUGGAAAGAAGACUAGAAGUGAGUCCUUGAAGAGGGAGUCAAAGAAGUAGAGUGUUUAAUCUUUCAACCUCUCUGGUUCAUCUUUACUUCAAACGCUGUAUUGACAUUGUCAAGCUCUUCGAGCGAGGGGUUUGUACCGGGUUUGUAUUGUCGAGAUUUCUCCUUCGACACUUCACCCCAUUUCACGAUACGCAGACGGAGUAUAUAUUUUUUUCCUUGUGAAUUUAUUUGCGGUAUAUUAUACUUGAAAAGGAUUCUCGGGGAUUCAAAGUUAUCAGUCGACCUUCGCAAGCUGAAUGAUUUCCCAAGAUAUGGAAUAAUUUGGAAUACUCGCAUGAUCAAAGCUGUCUAACUUUUGGCUGGAACCAUUUUCAGAGGAGUUUUACAAAGACUUAACAGAUAUUACAAUGUUUUGAAGAAAUGGAGGACAUUUCUUAUCAAACCAGGGAUUAACAGAGAAAGGAUCCAAAAACUAUGGCAUCUUAUAGGAAUCACCCAGUCCCCCAAGGUAUGAACACUCAGUAUGGAAUGCAAUCACCCAAUGAUAACAAUCAAUUUGAUUGGAUGAUGGAUCAAUUAAUGGAAGGACAAGGAGGAGAAGGAGGAGGACCUGGAGAUAAUCUACUUCACAUGAUACUCGAAGAGGAUGAAGGAGAACACAGCAGAAAUGAAGGAUUUGAAACUGAUACAGAUGGUGGACCCGUACAUGCUGGGUAUGUAACAUCAGAGGAUGAGUAUAAAACUCAGUCAGUGGUGCGCCCAAUGUCACAUGACCAAUCAGGUGAUCAAUCUCAAGGAUCAACCCCAAGGAAAGGCCGUAAGAAGAGGUUGAUUGAUCCAUUUGGAGAGCUUCCUCCAAUCAAAGAUAUCCUAGAGACUGAUGACCUGGAUGAAUUUGGAGAGACCAAGAAGAGGAAGAAGAAGCAGCGGGUAAAGCGGUUUAAAUGCACCCAAUUCACUGAACCUGACAAACAACUCGCUUGGACUAUAUUCAGAACAGCUGACAGAGAUAAUGACGGCAAACUCAGUAGGAAAGAGUUUGGCACGAUCAUGAAUUCUCCUCGACUGGAUCUAGAAGUCUCUAAAGAUGAUGUCACUAAACUGAUGAAAGAUAUCUGCCAUAAACGAGAUAACAUCAAAGAUUCUCCCAUGACAUUUGAUGAGUUCCUUCCAUUUGGUGUCCAUCUGCUCAAGUUUUUCUACAGCAAGAAGGAUGUCAAUUCUGAGAACCACUGGGUUGUACUGGAUAAAGGCCCAAAGAGUGGAGUGAUAUACUUCAACAAAGAAACGGGCGAGGCUUGUACCACAAGACCAUUGGAUUACGAUGCAUGGCAUUUCCAAGAACCGGAUUUAUUUGAGAGGUCUCUGAUGGAUCUCUUUGAGAUUGCUGAUAUGAAUAAUGAUGGGAAGAUAAACAUUAAUGAUUUCAUCAGGAUAAUAAAUUCAGUGAACUACGGCUUGCAGUUGACCGAUGAAGAUUUGGAUCAAAUCAACAAUCAUUUUGUCAAUGAGGCUGGGAGGAAGAUUAACAUGCCAUAUGCUUUCUUUGUUCCCAUGGCAAAGAGACUCAUCGUUACUAUCUACAGAGCAAGAGAUCCAUAUCCUCAUGAAUGGUGCCACCUUUACACUGGUAACGUAGGAUCAUUCUGGUUCAAUAAGAGAACAGGAGAAUCAUCGCGUGUCCCACCCAAGAAGUACAUUACAGAACAGCAACACAGACUGGUAGAUAGAGAACUUGAGAUGGAACUGUUGACAAAAUCAGCAGAAGAUCUAGCUUCUACGAGGAGUGAACUAGAGAAAGAACGAAAACGUAGACAGGAUCUUGAGAAGAAGCUGAGUACUGUAUCUAGAGAAAACAGCAGCAAUGCUAGUGCUCUGGAAAAAACUACUAAAACCUUGGAGAAGACUAAAACAGAGAAUGAAAUGAGAGGAAAGCAGAUUGAGCAUCUAGAAAGAGAAAUAGAGAAACUCAACACCAAGAUGAAAGGAUUAGAAUCCAGAGCUGCUGAAGGAGACAAAGCUGAACAGAAUCUAGAAUCGGUGCGAGAUAUGCUCAAAGUAACACAGUCUACCGUCAGAGAGAAAGACUUUGAUCUCCGUCAGUUGAAGAGCAAGCUUGAUGAAACCAACAAGAUGUUGGGCGAGACAAAGGAGAAUGUUGAGAUGUUAGAAGCUAAGGUGGCCGAUCUUCACCAUCAACUCAGGGUUGAAAUCAAGAGAAAUCAACAGAUGGAAGAAGAGAUGAAGGUUAUUCCUUUAUUGAAGAAAGAUCUUUCUGAAACAGAUGAGAGAGUGGCGGCCGUACAGAGUGUCUUGGAUGAGAAAAAGACUCAACUCACACAUGCUAGAUACAUCUUGAGAGAUAACAAGCAAACUAUCAAGAAUCUCGAGGAUGAAAUAGAUCGUCUGGUUGCCGUGGAAACGGAGAUGGAACAUGCUAAAUGUGAGGUUGACACAUUAAAGAAGCUAUUAGAUGGAAAGGAUCGUCUGGUCAUAAAACAAGCUCAACAGAUUGCUAAUGCAACGGGGAAUAGAAAGUCAAUGGAAUCGCUAAACUAUACAUUACGGACAUGUAGUGAUCCAUCAUGUCCACUCUACCAGAACCCGAAGAAGACACAAGGAAUGCAGACGAAUGGACAUCAUAAGUCGGCGCCAAGACAAGGCGCCUCACCAGAAGACAUCUCUGAUGAAGGCGAGGAGUACUCCUUCUAUCCGAAGAGAAAGUCGCCAACGAAAGCCAUCGAUACGUCCAAGAAAAGCUUCCUCCGUUUCCUAGAGAACGAUGGUAACCAUGAUGACAUGCCAACAGUGUAUGACCUCUAUGAACCCAACGGAGUUUACUCCCCACAAGACAAGAGGUCGGGCUCUCCGAGGUCACACCAGCGUGUACGACCCAAGUCGUGCGUUGCUAGGAUACAGAGGAGGGAUAAGUCUGCACUGCCCACAGGAACACGUCUCUAUGAAGAUGAUUUCAUGGUGGCUCAGUUUGUACAUGUUGGAGAUCGAGUCAGGGUCAAGAAGAAUGCUUCAAAGAUCAUAUCAAUGAAACCAAGUGAUUUUAUGACAGGGAUUGUGAAGUUUGUUGGCAAGAUAGACAAAGAUCAUAUCGACCAUCAUAUAUAUGUGGGACUGAGGCUGGACGAACCAACGGGAGACACUGAUGGGAUCAUCAACGGGAAGAGAUACUUUCAUGCUAACAAGAGACAUGGCAAGAUAGUGAAGAUAACCGACAUCUUCCUUGUUCUCAAUGCAAAGACUGCGACAUACCAGAGAAUCAAUGAGUUGGUGAGAGAGUUGAGGCACAAAACAGGGACAACGAAGACUUACAGAGAUGGGGAGCCUGAACUCAUCGAAAUACCUUGAAUAAUGGACAUUUGUCUACCAUGGAUGCAAAGACAUUGAUGAAUGGCCUUAACUCAUUGAAAUACUUUAAAUAAUGGACAUGUCUGUACCGUGUACGCAAAGAAUUGGUGAAUGAGCCAGAACUCAUUGAAAUAAAGUAGAAUCUGCAAAAAAUGUUGCAGGGAGUAAUUUUGAUUACCACAACUGAUAAGCAUUUUUGGUCAAGAGAGAAAAGCUACGUUCUGUACACUCUUAUGCCAAAAAUUUGCUACACUGGAGACUCUUUGUGUAGCAGUCUUUAAAAUGUGAAGCGAAUUUGAUAUAUGAUACUAGGAAAAUUAUUCCCGGGGUUGAAUCUCUUUCUUGGAACCACAGAAAUCUGUACAACUUGCAGGGGCCGCGGAACGGUUUUCAAAGUGGGGGCUGACCAUGCAAAAAAUCACAAUCAUAUGGUCAUUUUACGUUUUUUUGUACGCGGUCCCUGACUUGGAUGAAGUUUACCUUAGGGAAGGUGGACUUUGGAAGACUCAACCACACCAUACAUCAUGGAUGAUCUGUGAUUGAGUUUGUAAGAGAAAGAUGACGUAAACUAAAGGAACAUGUAGAAAGAGUCUGAAUGCAUGGGGGCAUUGUGGUACAGUGGUUAAGACUUUUGUCUUUCAAUCUUUAAGGACGUGGGUCCGAUUCCAAGCCAUGGCAUGUUUUCCUUCAGCAAGAAAUUUACCUGCAUUGUGCUGCACUCAACCCAGGUGAG